Phaeodactylum tricornutum CCAP 1055/1 is the source of this 1596-nucleotide messenger RNA. RefSeq lists its product with no specific name. NCBI's taxonomy places the organism in Eukaryota, Bacillariophyta, Bacillariophyceae, Surirellales, Neidiaceae. The record is from RefSeq and is a predicted model, not a curated record. Gene Ontology annotation, biological process: ribosomal small subunit biogenesis; ribosomal small subunit export from nucleus. The transcript has a single exon. The coding region runs from base 1 to 1596 and encodes 531 amino acids. Gene Ontology annotation, cellular component: cytosol; preribosome, small subunit precursor; nucleus.
AUGGGCAAGAGCAAAAGCGCCAAACCGUACAUUGACAAAAAGAACGCUAGCACGUAUCAUCUACUGCAUCGUUCACAGCGUGAUGUGGCCGGGGAUGUUCUCGAAGAAGGGGAUACGUCGGCGGCUGGGAUGGUACUCUGGCCUUCCCCUGAGAAUAAUAAACAAACGGAUGAAAAGGUGCUGAUAUCCGAAGGUCAAAGUAAUAAAAUGAGCGAAUGGCGACAGAAGUUGGAGUCGUUAGGGUUGUUGGACGAAGAUCCAGACAAAUACUUAAAACCCAUUACGGGAACGGGUACAUUUUUGGACUCCAAUGGACACGUGGGCAACGCUUUGGCUCAUUCUCGAUCGAAGCCUCUGGAGGAAGAUGGAUUGUUAGAAGUCAAUCGCCAAUUCGACUCUAUUCCUCUUUCUGCAGAACUCAUGGACGAAGAGAUCGCAGCCGCGCUAUAUGGAGAUUUUGACGAAAGCGAUAUGGAACAGUUGAACGAUGACUUCGUUUUGGAUGCUGCAAAGGAACCGGAAGGUGAAGAAGCAGGCAGUUUUGACUACGACGAGCACAUUCGUGCUUUGAUGGAAAAGGCACGUCGAGAACGUGAAGAUGUGGUGUCGCUGCCGCAAAAGCACGUCGGGAACAACGACCAAAAUUUCUUUGCGAAACUCAAGCCACUGGCGGAAAACGAUGAAGACGACAAUGAAUCCUUUGCUGAUAUCGGCUCGUACUAUGCUGAAGCUACAAUAGCUACCACACCAGGUGUCGUCUCUGCUUUAAAUCCCGACGAAGAGCGUGCCUUGUGCGAAAAGUUCGAAGAGGCCUUAUUAGAAUAUGACUCGGAUGAGAUGGGCGACUGUCCUGAAUACGAAAUUCAUGGAACGCGAGAGUUGGAAGGCGAUGCGCAAGUAGAGGCCGCGCUUGAUGAUUUUUUGCUGGACAAAGAAGACGAAAUAUUUAUGCAGGGCAAUCGAUAUCGCGAAAAAAAGGUGGGUGGAAGUGGCUUCUCGGCUCUCGUAGGCAAGCAAAUGGUCCCCGCUUCUGCAUUGGAAGGACUUCCUAUCGGCUGCACGGAAUCUGUGGAGGAAACACUACGUACGGCACGGGAGACGCUCGCCCAACCGCUACAAAAACCCCCUACUGAAGAGGUUUUGAUCGAUGGAAAGUCGUACUUUUCGGAAAGAUUGAGGAAUCCGUGGGACUGCGAAUCGAUUCUCUCUACCUACUCCAAUAUGGACAACAACCCCGUCACAAUCGAGGCUACACGGCGGAGAAAGAAAAAGAAGAAUAAAGCUUACUCUCCCCAGACUGCACCAGGCGAAGAAAUCCGUUUGUCGACAAAGACUGGACUUCCGAUUUCCUCAAGAAUUGAUGAGGAUGAAGACGUCGACGAAAGCAUCUUGAGCGUUAAUCGAGGAAUUGCCCGGCAGAAGGGGGAGAGCGCCGAAGAGAAACGAUGCCGAAAGAAUGCCAUCAAACGAGAACGAGAGAUGGCCAGAAUACAAAAAAAGAAAACCCGAGAAAUUUUUCAGGAAGAGUUUCAAAAGAGGUCUAUCGAUGUUAUGUCGGACGAUAUUGCGGGUAAAAGUGUCUUUCGAUACGCUUAA